Sphenostylis stenocarpa is the source of this 792-nucleotide messenger RNA. The record is from the annotation of a GenBank genome assembly. NCBI's taxonomy places the organism in Eukaryota, Viridiplantae, Streptophyta, Magnoliopsida, Fabales, Fabaceae.
AUGGAGAACAUAAUUUCCACACUUGAUCACGUGCCUGUGGGAUUCAGGUUUCGUCCCACAGAUGAGGAGCUUGUCAGCUAUUACCUCAAACACAAGCUGCUUGGAGAUGAUUUCCCUGUCCAUGUCAUUCCAGAGAUCGACCUUUGCAGAGUGGAACCUUGGGACGUACCAGCAAAAUCAGUGAUCAAAUCCGAUGACCCGGAGUGGUUUUUCUUCAGUUCUGUGGAUUACAAGUAUUCCAAAAGUACAAGGGUCAACAGGACUACCAAGCAUGGCUUCUGGAAAUCCACUGGAAAUGACCGUAACAUUAGGACUAGAGGCACCAACAAUGUCAUUGGGACAAAGAAGACUCUCGUUUUCCACGAAGGUCGUGUUCCCCGUGGUGCCAAGACCAAUUGGGUUAUUCAUGAAUAUCGUGCCCUUACCUCCCAUGAAAGCCAGAAUACUUUGGUUUUAUGCCGCUUGAUGAAGAAAGCUGACAAAAGAAAAGAAGGGGGAAUUGAGGCACCAAAUUUUCUUGAUGAAAUUAGCUUACCUGAAUUUACAUUGGAAGAAAUCUUGAAGGCAGCGGAACUCUUCCCCCCAGUAGAACAGUAUGAUGAUGAUGAUGAGUUCGUAAAUUCAAUUUUUGUUGAUAAUGAAGAGGUUAUUAUCAAUGAAGAAAGAAGACACUGUUUUGUCAAUAGUUCCACCCAACCAAAGUCAUUGAGAAGGGUAUACAAUGCAAGCAGUGACACAGAUGCUGAAGUUGUCUCUAAUCUGGUAAAGGUAAAUUGUCCAAAGUCCAAAUGA